Messenger RNA from Amphibalanus amphitrite, 4483 nucleotides. RefSeq names its product epidermal growth factor receptor kinase substrate 8-like. Gene Ontology annotation, cellular component: plasma membrane. The coding region runs from base 356 to 3232 and encodes 958 amino acids. The transcript has 19 exons. The record is from RefSeq and is a predicted model, not a curated record. Lineage: Eukaryota; Metazoa; Arthropoda; Thecostraca; Balanomorpha; Balanidae. Gene Ontology annotation, biological process: regulation of Rho protein signal transduction; Rho protein signal transduction. Gene Ontology annotation, molecular function: actin binding.
GGCAGGUAAUCCCGAGCCCCAGGGACGACCGAGCGCGGACGGAGGAAUCCGAAGUGGCCAGUCGGCGCCGGGCAGAAGUGGUGCUCGCUGAUUAUCUGUGGAUAAAGCUGUGCCUAUCCGCGAGCACUAUCAUCGCGCGCCGUGACAGCGGUGGUCCGAGGGUGUGCGAUACGGUGCAGACGGCAGCCCUGGUGACUGGCGCCGCCGUCAGUCGGUCGCCGCCCGGCCAGGUGCGCUGCCGGUGUUGUGGUCCGCCGCCGCGCUGCAGUCUCCCAGCGGUCCGCGCCGCCAACGGCAUGCGAUCCGACUUCAACUAGAACUCAGACGACUCGAUACCACGUAGAUCGCAGAGUGAAUGGUCGACAUCAUGAGGCGCGCCGAGCCGUCAUCCAGCUCCUACAACCACUGGAAGGAGGAUGCCUCAAUAGAUUCCAGCUCUGUGGGCGGCUACAUGCCCGACAUGCACGGCUCUUUCGGCGAGGGCCGCUCCAGCAAUGGCGUUCGGAGGACAGAGUCCCCGGACGAGGGCGCCAUGUACCUGCUGGAGCACCUGGCCACGUUCACCGUGUCGCCCGAGAUGGGUACCCUGGGGCCGCGCGACGGCAUGCGCCGGCUACUGCAGAUGGAGAAGACGACCGGCAUCUGGACGCAGAAAAUGGAGCUGCGGCUGCGCAACCAGUCGGUGGUCAUCGUCGACCACGAGAACGGGGACCUGGUGGAGCGGUUUCCCAUGCACCUGAUCCGUGAGCCGACCGCUUUCACCUCCAACGACCCGAAGGAGCUGUACAACAACAUCUUCAUCUUCAUCAUCACCGAGGACCCGAGUCGCCACUCGAUGAACCCGCCCGAGAUGCACAUCUUCCAGUGUCUGCGGGUGUCUGCGCAGCAACUGGUCGAGGAGAUGAAGGCCUACCUCUCUGGGAAGCAGGUGCGCCCGCAGCGUCUACCGCCGCCGCCCAGCAGCCCGCCGCCCGAGCCGCCCAACGGGCUGUCGGGCCGGGACCAGCUGGCCAUGUUCAACGCCCAGUCGCGCCAUUUCGAGAGUUCGCGCCACAGCUCGCGCGAGCGGGACCGCGCCGGGAGCGAGGCGGCCACCGACGAUGUGUCGUCCACCUCGUCGGAGAAGUACGAGCGCGACGUGUCCGUGCUGAACCACUGCUUUGACGACAUUGAGAAGUUCAUCGCGCGGCUGCAGCACGCCGCUCAGGCCGCCAGGGAGCUGGAGAAGAGGCGCAAAUCCCACAAGACGAAGAAGAAGGAUCUCGGAGAGGGCAUGCUGUCAAUGCGGGCCAGGCCUCCUCCGCGCAGAGAUUUCGUGGAAAUCCUGCAGAAGUUUAAGCUUUCCUUCAACCUGCUGGCGAAGCUGAAGGCGCACAUCCACGACCCGAACGCUCCGGAACUGGUGCACUUCCUGUUCACGCCACUGGCGCUGAUUGUGGACGCGUCUCGCGACUCGAACCACGGCGCCAACCUGCCGGCCGAGGUGGUGGCGCCGCUGCUGACGCGCGACGCCAUCGACCUGCUGGUCAACUGCCUGACCAGCAAGGAGUCCGAGCUGUGGCACUCGCUCGGCGAGGCCUGGUGCCGGCCCAGAGACCAGUGGGAGGGCCACCUGCCCGUCUACAACCCCGUGUUCCUGGACGGCUGGGCGCCCGACCUGCGGGACGACGAGCGCGAGCGCAGCCGGCGCGCCUCCUCGGCGGCCGCCAGCGAGGCCCAGCGGCUCCGCGCCGACAAAAUACGCCGAGCAGAGCACGAGGCGGAGAGGCGCGAACUGGCGGCCAGAGAUGACCGGUACCCGGACGACCGCUACUACGACUCCGACCAGCCCAGCCUGCCGUCCCCGUCCAGCCACGGCGGCUACCGGCGGCCGCAGCGCAGCAGCCGCGAGGAGAGGGAGCGCACCCGCACCCCGUCCUCAGAGCGCGGCGCUCUUGGUGCCCGCAGUGACGCCAGCGUGGACUCGGCGGGCGCUGGCGGCUUCGAGCGCCAGCAGAGGCUCUGGUACGACGACCUGAAGAUGCGCGGCGUGCGCAUCGUGCAGGUCACCUACCCGCGCACCGCCAACAAUGACAAGGAGCUAACGCUCACCCGCGGGGAGUACCUCGAGGUGAUUGACGACAGCAGGAAGUGGUGGCGGGCCAGGAAUAGCCGCGGACAGACGGGCCACGUGCCGCACACCAUCAUCACCCCGGUCGGCGCCGACGACUCGGACCCGGCGGCCUCCGCUGACUGGGCAAAGAAGGAGAAAUCAGGCAAGAAAGAGUUCGAGCCGUACUCGCCGUACACGAGCGACGACGAGCCGGCGACGCGUCAGCCGCCGCCGCCGACCCCACCACCGCCGCCGCCGCCGCCGCCCCCGCCCGCGGCCAUCUUCCACGAGGCACCGCUGGCGCCGCCGGCCAGCUCGCGACCCAGCCGGCCCCGGCCCCGACGACAGCCACAGAACGAAGUGUCGUCAGCAUCGGACUUUGACGAGGAGCUGCGCUCCGUCAUCGGAACAUGGAGGACGAAGAAGAAGAUCAUCAUUCCCAAGACACCGGACGCUUCCCUCUACCAAAACUCGACCCCUGCUGAGGUUCAGGAGUGGCUCAAGAUCAAGGGGUUCUCCGACAGGGUCCGCAAGGCACUGAAGGAUUCGAAAGGAGAAAAACUUUUCCGGUUGGAGAAGCCCAGGCUAGUCAAACUUUUCGGCAAAGAAGAGGGAGGGAGACUUUAUUCACAGAUCACUGUCCAGAAGAAAAAUAAUGGGUUCAACACCACCAGAAACGACGACAUGUUGAUGAGGUUGAUGGAGGAGAGACGCGAGAAGAUCAACAGCAACACCGACGACGCCAUCGGCGACCUCAACCGCUGCAUCGGCGGCGACAGCGACAGCGGCGACAGCAGUGACGAGAAGACCAUCAAGUCGUCGCCGCCGACGGUGCGCCGCGUGUCGCCCUCGGCCGCGGGGCGCGCGGGGAGGGCGUCCGGCUCGGCCCCGGCCCCGCCGCAGCCCGGAAAGUCGGCCGCCAACGGCCACAAGCCGCGCAAACCGGCGCCUCAGGCCUCCUCGCCGCCCAAACAGCGCCAGUCGCUCGACUCAGUGUUCUCGCGUGACUCCGCCGGCGGUGAAUCGGACGCCGAGUCCGUGGACUCGAUGGAGUCGAGCAGCACUCUGAGGGCCAACAUCGAGAUGCAGCGUCACCAGUUGGCGAUGCGGGCCAACAGGGCCUUCCUGCCGGCCCUCUAGCUCGGCACAGCGCGGCGCGGCAGGGCGGCCGUGACCGCCAGGGCAGAUGUGAACUCCGUGUAUGGUUACUCAUUCGAAGCCAUCUCUACCAGACAUACCUAAGUGUAGUUUGAGAUGGCCCAUAUAGCCUUAAGCUUAGCAAGGAAACGCAACCCGCAUCAAAUGGUCGCUAAAACUAAUAAGGAAAGGAAAAUGUGCGAAAAAAUGCGACAUUUGGUACCCCAUAUCGGAGGGCCAUAAGUGAUUGUUAUACAUUUGCUUAACAAUGCCUGACACGGUUUACACGCACAUUUGAUAAUAAAAGCGUGUUUUUUAGUUUUUCUUGGGCAGAUUCUAGCAAACAAUAAUUAUAUUGUAUAAAAUAAGUCUAUGGAUAAUGUGCAUACCUGUAACACAAUUAUCAGCUAGGUCUAGUUAUGCAAGAUUAAAAUGGUUGAAAUAGGCAACAUUAUUGAAUCAUUUGAGUAUGUAUCGUGACAUGAUGCCUUUUUGAUGGCAGGAUAAUAUGCCCAUAUGCUGGAGGCGCUGAACAGAGUGUGAGGUUAGAACUAUUCACAGAGGCUAUAUAUUCACAGAAGCUAAAUGCUGUUUAUGGCGUAUGUUGAGUUGACUGAUGUCUGUAGUUGAAUGAGAGGAUUAUCACUAAGACCGGCUUGAUAUGCUAGAAAUCUAGGAAAAAGUAAGUUCAUGGAAUACGAAUCGGUGACUGUAUAGGUCUAUAUGUUGGAAAGGUGAUUUCCGAAAUAUACAGCCAAGGAUCUUGAUAAAAGGAAAAACAAUCAAUGUAACACUAAACAUAAUCGGUCAGAUUUGAUGCUUGCGUUGUGGGUCAGGUCUGCUUUCAUUGGAUCAUGUUCUAUCAUUCCUUAUUAAAGAUAAAAAUGCGCGCUUCGGCUCAUGUCAACGUAGUGUCCUUGAUUUCGGUUCCCUCCCUUAUGAAUCGACGAGGGAAACAAUGAAGUGACCAGUGCAAACGGAAAGGACGUUUUCCUUUGUACCGGCUCAUCGCUGCGCUAGACGCACUGCUGUUAUCAGAGGCAUGGGUGUGUAUCACCCAUGCCCUCUAUAAUGAUGUACUAAUGAUUUUAUGUACGAGUAUGUGUGUGUGUACCUUAAGAGAUGUAUUGCAAUGCUGCGACAGAUUGCAUCCUUUCUGAAUGCCAUUGGAAAGUGAAGGACAUAGGUGGCGUGCUGCGCACUCAUCGGUGCAAAGUGGAGGCUAAAUGAGGCAAUACACAACGUUGAGUACGA